Molecule: messenger RNA, 4287 nt
Organism: Vitrella brassicaformis
Lineage: Eukaryota; Vitrellaceae
Source: the annotation of a GenBank genome assembly
CCCCAUCCACACAGUCAUUGUCUCUCCCUCUUUGCAGCAACCAGACACCACACCAGAAAAAUCCCGCCACAAUCAUCGUGUCAAGACAUCCAUCACCCACACCACACCACACCAGACAGAAUCACAUCACCAUCAUCAAAGCGGGGGGCCCGGGCCUGCCUGCAUCCCAUCCAUCCCAUGCACCCCCUCCAUCCCCUGCAUCUGCCCCUCCCACCGAAACCCAAACGUCGUCAUCCUCCGACCAUCGUCCACACCGCCGCAAUCGCCCUGGUGACCUGGCGCCAUGCCGCUGAUGGGGGGAGGGUAGGGGGAGUAGGGGGGCGGGGGCGAUCGCGAGGCGUCCCGGUGAUGCAGGAAGCCACAGUGGUCGUAGUGGGGGCGCAGCGGGGGCAGCCGGUGAUGGUGCCUCUCUAUGUGUGGAGGGUAUGGGGAGGGAGGGGGCGACACCAUCAUCAUCUGCUGACCCCCAUCACCUUCACCUUCAUCCAGGCCACGCUCACACCCAUCGGCAGGGCUGCCUUCAGCUGGCGAGCCCGGCGUCAUCGGCCGCAUGUGGGGAAUCCCUCGGAUGAUCCACCGAUCCCUCUCGCACACGGCCGCUGGGGCGAAGGGUGACAGCUGCUGCUGUGGAGCUGACGCUGCCGCCGGUGGUGGUGCUGGCGGUGGUGCUUCGGCGCGUCUCAUCGCGUCUUGGUUGGAGAGAGGGGGGAGCAUAUCGGAGGCGAUGCUGAGGAAGGGCGAAGAGCGCGCGAUUGACAGGGGGGUGUUGCGGGGGGUGUUCUCCAGUACGGGCGACUCGGGCAGAGAGUCCUUGUGUGGGUUGUGGAACAGGUGGUCCAGCGAGCCACAGGAGGGGGCGCGCCGCAUCAUGUAGGGGCCCCCUGCAGCAGCAACAUCGCCAGCAACAAGAGCCCCAGCUGCUGCUGCAGCUGCAGCUGGCUCAUCAAUGUUGCCUGGAGGGAAGAUCGCAUACGAAUCAGCGCAUCCAUCCAUCCAUUGCUGUAAAGGGUGCAGUUCAGUUCAUGUGUCUGUCGUCUCUGUCUUUCUCACGUUCUGCGGACACGCGCGGCUUCUUGACAGCAUGGGCCUUGUCGCCGGACGGCGCUGAGACCUCCGCCUCACCCCGAUGGAUGGGCUCUCGCUUCUUGUCUGACCACUUGCUGCCCACACCUUCAUGGAACACACACACAGCCACACAGACAGGUCGUCGCCGUGUGUGGUGGGGGGUAAAGGGCUGGAGGGGCUUACUGCCGUAUGUCAUGAGCUCUCCCGCUGCCGGGUUGGUGCGCCUUUCACUUCUCAGCGGCAGCGCACCCGUCUCGAUGAAGGUCGCCAGCUCAUCCGCCGUCCAGUGAUGCCAGUGGCAGGACCCAUAACACGCCCCUGCAUACACCCACACACAAACGGAUAGAGAGGUAUGAGUUUGUGUGUGUGUGUGCAUGAUGCACACACCAGUGAGGCAAUAGACGAGGCAGAUAUCGCCCGGGGCGAGACGAUCCGCACCGCCCCUCCCCCAGUCGGCAGCUGGCGAGCCGUCGGUGUCCAUCGGCUGGCUGGGAUGCAGCAGCGUGCAUGACGGCGGACAUGGCUCGCCUGUUGCAGUCACACCCAUAACAUAGACACACACGCCAUUGGAUGUCUCCACCCACUUCACUUGAGAGUGUCUGUGCUGCUCACGUGAGGAGAGUGCCUGCAGGCAGAUCCGCUGCCCUCUGUAUGUGUUGAUGGGCAGCAUGGGGGGCUCAAAGUUCACCGUCCCAUCAACAAUCCGCAGCAAAUCCUGAACAUAACACACGCCCAUCCAUCUGUGCGCCGCGCCCCACCGUCCUCCUUACGAUGAGUGCCUUGGAUGGCAGCUGUGACGGCUGCAGGCAGGCGUCGUGAAGCACGCGGGUGACCGUGGCAAUGCCCGCCUGCGACGGGGGGCUCAUGCCGUCAGGGGGCCUGAAUACACGCCGGCAGACACACAUAUAAUGAGCAUAUGAUAUGUGUGUAAUGGGGUUGGCUGCGUACGGACAUGAUGAUUCGGUUGAGAAUGCCUCGUUUGGGGUCCCAGUGCAGCUCGUAGAUCUCCUCUAGCAGGUCGAAGUGGCGGUAGCGGUCGUACUUGCCGCCCAUCACCCGCAGCAACGCACUGAAUGAAUGGAAUGCAUCCAUCACACACGAACAGAGAAAGGGGUAUCCAUCCAGCAAGAUUCACAGUGAUUGGUUGUGGUUGUGGUUAAACGUACUCGAGUCGGCUGUAGUUGGGCUCCAUGGAAUAAGACAGCCCCUGCAGCUCCUCCAACCAUGACAACUACACAGGCACACCAUACCGACCGACACCAGAUCGGAUCCACACGGACACGGACGACCCGUAUCGUAUGCAGUGCAUUCCAUCUUGCUAUCUAUCUACCAUUUUCGUCUCACCAUUUCGCUGGGCAGCCACUCGAACAUCCGCUCCACCUCGGGAUGCACCAGAAUGCGCGGCAUCACACUCACGUCACCACCACUGGGAGGGGUAUUGGUGUUGGCUGGCGCCCUGGUGGCUGCGUACGCCGACGCGUGCAGCGUGUGAGAGGGAUCAGCUGGGUCGUCGGCUGUCGGCUGCUGCUGCUGCUGCUGCUGCUGCCGUUGGGGUGCUGAUGCGCCGUCAUACGUGCUGCCGCUGUGGUUGGCACCCGCGUGUGGCCACCCCGCCCCCGGCCCGUCUGAUUGCUGUGGUGGCGGCGGGUGGUGUUGGGUGUGUGGGGGCUGGCGCUGAUUGAUGAGCUCUGUGGCGCUGGAUAUCAGCCUCUCCUUGGCCAGCUUGACCGCCUGACGGUCCUCCUGAUGACAUCCCAUGGGUCAGACACACAAGCCUCGGUGUCACUGACUGACCGAUCGUGUGUGUGUGAGUCACAUAUAUACUUUGUAUUGCCUCCACGGGAGGUCUCCGACGAGCAGGUCGAGCAGGACGAAGAGCAGCGACCAGAGGUCGUCCUUGCGCCCCUGGUCCUGGUUGUUGUGCGCCGUCAGCGACGCGUAGGUCGUCGUUCCGCGGAAAUCGGCAUUCUCACGCUCACGCCGCACACUGGCACGCGCCACACACAGACACAGACACAGCGAGAUUCUCUCUUGCGUAUGAGGGUAGGGAUGGGGGUCGAUGUGAUUUGCUUACACGCCGUGGUCCAUGUGCCGUCUGGCCAGGCCGAAAUCGACCAGGUACAGCUGGUCCCGACGGGCGCCGCGGCCGAGCACAAAGUUGGAGGGUUUGACGUCCCUGUGGGGUGUGGUGGGAGUGGGGGGAAUGGAAUGAACAUGAAAUACAAAGAAAGCAUCACACCCAAUAAAGAGACGCACAGGUCCAGUCAGUGGGAGUCGGCCCACACACCUGUGGAGGUAGCCCUUCUGGUGCACAGCCUGGAUUACACGCAGCGCCUGGAUCUGUCAGACAGACGCGCAGAGAGAGAGGGGGGCAAGGAAGUGGGACUAGCGUCAUGAUUGAAGUGUUGUGGUGUGUGCGGACGUCACGUACCCCCAGCUGCGCCACGGUGGCGAUUUGUAUCCUGUGCACUCGUCUGCGGACAUCGCUGAUCGAAUCACCCAACAACUCCAUCACCAUAAACGACUCAUGCCUGCCCAUGAUGGAUCAAUAAACACAUAAAUUUCAUACACAAAUACCGUUCAGCGCACCCAGGCGUCUGUCUGUCUGCCUGCUGGACUUCUCACGCACCAUUGGCCGUAGUAGUACCCUCCAUCGACAAACUUGUACCACUGACAGAUGCCGGGCAGACCUGCACACAACAGAACAGACAAAACACACACACACACACACACGACCUGCAUGAUGCCGCCCGCCCGCCCGCCUUGCUCCUUGGCUGGCUCACCCUGGCAGUCUUUGAGUGUGCUGCUCUCCUGCUUGAGCACCCUCUUCUCCUUUAUCGGCUUCUCGUACUUGAUAGCCACAACUCUGCUGCCCUUCUUGGUGUCCACAGCCUGGUAUAUGGUGCCUACACACACGCACAAAUCACAGACACACACAGACACACAGACGAACACGCCUCUCAUCAUCUGUUGUGUGUCUGCCGUGCUUUGCUUUGCUUGGCAUCGUGUAGCUAGCUCACUGAAGGUCCCUGAUCCGAUGAUAUGCGUGAUGGCGUAUCUCCCCCUGAAGAGGCCUCCGAUGACAGGGCCCACGCUGGGUGGCGGGGAGGGCGGGUGGGCGGAGUCAGGGCUGCCGGGGGGAGCAUCGUUCAUAGGCGGGUAAGCCGCCACAACUGCGACACCGAGUCACACGCCGCUGCUAUCGGUGCAGCUGUACAGCAC